AUGUUUCAGCGUGCACUGCGAUACCGCGUCGCAUUCCAAACCAUCACAGUCGUCGCAGCAGCUGCAAGUCUCUUUUAUCUGCGCAAGCCCAAGUCGCGUGUGCCUGAGGAGCCAGGCCCCGACGGCAAGCCACAACAGCUUAUGCCAUGGAACCCCGAGAAACAAGAACGUCGUGACAUGGAGAAUGAGGCUGAGUGGAGAUCACGCUUUGCAGGUGCACAGACUCGCCAUGAGCGCGAGAAUGCGGCCAUUGAGCGCAUGGUCCAGGAGGCCAUAGCUCGGCGUGAACAAGCAGCCAAGGAGCUUGCUGCUGCGAACGCAACCGCCUCACCCACAUCGCCCGAGCCUACAGAUACAUCUCAGGCCACUGCUGCCGUUCCUGACAGCAAGGAUCAGCAAAAUCAAUCCCUUCUUGCUCGUCUUGGUCAAGACAAACGUGCGUGGUCCUUUUAG
Molecule: messenger RNA, 453 nt
Organism: Malassezia globosa CBS 7966
Lineage: Eukaryota; Fungi; Basidiomycota; Malasseziomycetes; Malasseziales; Malasseziaceae
Exons: 1
Coding region: 1-453 (150 amino acids)
Source: RefSeq, a predicted model, not a curated record